Lethenteron reissneri (Far Eastern brook lamprey) is the source of this 4323-nucleotide messenger RNA. It is a transcript of the gene SMARCAL1, whose product is annotated as SWI/SNF related, matrix associated, actin dependent regulator of chromatin, subfamily a like 1. Gene Ontology annotation, biological process: DNA repair; replication fork processing. Gene Ontology annotation, cellular component: nuclear replication fork. Lineage: Eukaryota; Metazoa; Chordata; Hyperoartia; Petromyzontiformes; Petromyzontidae. The record is from RefSeq and is a predicted model, not a curated record. Gene Ontology annotation, molecular function: ATP binding.
CCAAUCGGCUCCUGCAGCUUCGGCUGCUGCUGCACAUUCUGCACCUGCGGCAGCUCACGCAGCUCGCCACGCUUCAACUGCUGCAACUGCUGCUGCUCAUGUUUAUUCUGCUGCACUCUCGCCAGGAGUACCUGCCACUCUUCCACCACAGCUGCCUCCACUUGCAGUUGCUUCUGCUGUCACGGCUGUAGCCCCAUUCGGCUGUCAUCACGCCCUGCUGGUGCUGCUACUGCUGCUGCUUCUCCUGCUGCUGUUGCUGAUUCUGGUAGCGACCCCGGGGGGGCACCGUGGAUCGAGAAGGCCUGGACGCUCCGAGGGGAGCGGAGAGGUCGCGGCCACCUGCAGUGUCUGGCAAACGUCCAUCCCCUGCGGCAGCUGAAGCUUUGCGAUGGUGCCCACGGGAAUCACGGAGGAGCAGAAGCGGAGGAUGGAGGAGAACCGGAGGAAGGCGCUGGCCAAGCGUGCCGAGAGGCUGGCGGCCGCGGGGCUGGGGCCCCCGCAGGCCGCCUCGGGAGGUCCACGGGCUAGCCAGGGAGGCCAAACAGGCCAGGGUCUGGUUGGCACCACGGGACGAGUUUUGGAGGUUCGCGCCAACCAAGGUGUGAACGGGAGUCCGGCUCAACCGCCAUUGAACGUGGGGGGCUCGGUGGGGGGCUCCUUGGGGGGCUCCGUGGGGGGCUCCUUGGGGGGCUCGGUGGGGGGCUCCUUGGGGGUCUCGGUGGGAGUCUCGGUGGGGGUCUCAGUGGGUGGUUCAGCGGGGGUCUCAGUGGGUGGUUCAGCGGCAGCAGAGCGGUGUGGUCAAAGCGGGCCACACGAGUCACCAGGGAGCAAUCCGCAACUGCUGCCGGGACAGGGCACGGGAGGGUUUCUCCCUCCGUCCGACGUCGCCAAACUCUGGAGCAACAUCAACUCGGUGAAGAGCGGCGUGAGCCCAAUGGGCACCGCCGCUGCCGUCACCACUGGUAGCGCCGCGCCGGGUGAAGCGACGUUCGGGAAGAAGAAAACGUUUCAGACGCCGCCCCUGCUCGACAGGAAGUCGCUGCAAUGUCCGGCGGACAACGGUGCGGCGUCCACGCCAGCGACACGCUUUUAUUCCGCGAGCAGUGCGCGCCCCGGUGGCGAGCCCCGCGUGCCCAGCGCGCCGGCGGUAACUCCCCCGGUGUCGGAGCCGCUGGGGGGCGGAGGGAGUGGCAGCGGACCGCAGCGCCGCAACGUUGUGCGAGGCCGCUGCCUGGAGCUUCCCAACAAUCGUUUCAAGAUUGAGGUCGGCUACAAGUCCGAGCUCAUCGCCCUGUUUAAGCGAGUGCCCAGCCGCCUCUACGACCUAGAAGGGAAGACGUGGAGCUUCCUGCUGGAAGACCACGACAGCCUCAUGUCGGCAGUGCAGCACAUCCCAGGUGUGGAGAUCUGCCCGCUGGAGGGGCGCGAGUGCCCAGGGCUCCAGCAGCAGCAGCCGGAUGGCACCCCAACGGGUGGCGGAGGAGGUGGGCCCAGCAGGGGCCUCGGGUUGCCCCGCACGGCCAGCACCAUCAUGCUCGUGGGACACGGCUGGAAGAAGCCUCCCAGCAUGGCAGUGACGGCGCGCGGGCGCUGCGUGCUGGUGGGGCGCUCGCGCUUCGAGGUGGACGUCACGUACCACGCCGAGGCCAUCGGCAUCUUCAAGCAGAUCGAGUCACGCAGCUACGAUGCUGUCACGCGGAAGUGGAACUUCCUCUUGGAGGACUACUGCGAGCUGAUGCCGCAGCUGUGCCGCUGUGCCGGAUUGGAGGUGGAGCCCCUGCCGGAGGCGCUGGUGCGCACGUUCCUGCCGCAGUUUGAGCGCAGCCGGGCGACUCGCGAGCCUUUCCGGGACAUCGACCUCACCGCGGUGGGGGAGACCCUCACGGGCAGCCUCAUGCCCUUCCAGCAGGAGGGGGUCAACUUUGCCAUAGCUCAGGAGGGCCGAGUGUUGAUUGCCGAUGACAUGGGUCUGGGCAAGACCAUCCAGGCGAUCUGCGUGGCCGCCUUCUACCGGGCCGAGUGGCCACUGCUCGUGGUGGCCCCCUCCUCCGUCCGCUUCACCUGGGCAGAGGCGUUCCGGCGGUGGCUGCCUUGGUUAGACCCCCAGCAGAUAAACGUGGUGGUGACCGGCCGCGACAACCCCAACUCGGGGCUGGUGAACAUCAUCAGCUACGACCUGCUGAGCAGGAUCCAGGGCAAGCUGGAGGAGAAGGGCUUCGCUGUCAUCAUCGCAGACGAGUCCCACUUCCUGAAGAACGUGAAGACCGUCCGCUGUAAAGCCGCCUUGCCCCUGCUCAAGAAGGCGCGGCGCGUGCUGCUGCUGUCCGGCACCCCGGCCAUGUCGCGCCCCGCCGAGCUCUACACGCAGGUGGCGGCCGUGCAGCCGCAAAUCUUCCCCAAAUUCCACGAGUUCGCGCUGCGCUACUGCAACGCCAAGCAGAUGCCGUGGGGCUGGGACUACACGGGCUCGUCGAACAUGGCGGAGCUGCGCCUGCUGCUGGAGGAGACGGUGAUGAUCCGGCGCCUCAAGGCCGACGUGCUGAGCCAGCUGCCGGCCAAGCAGCGCAAGAUGGUGGUGGUGGCCCCCGGCGUCAUCGACGCCAAGGCCAAAGCGGCGCUGGCCGCUGCCGCCAAGGCCAUGGACAGGGCCGGGAAGCAGUCGAAAACCCAGGAGAAGGAGGCGCUCAUGCUGUUCUUCAGCAAGACGGCCGAAGCGAAAGUCUCUGCCAUUGUGGAGUACGUGAGCGAUCUGCUGGAGAGCGGGCGAGCCAAGUUCCUGGUGUUUGCUCACCACCGCGUGGUGCUCGACGCGCUCUCCGCACACCUCGGCAAGAAGGGCGUGGGCUACAUUCGCAUCGACGGCAGCACCGCCUCGGCCGAGCGGCAAGCGCUGUGCGAACGCUUCCAGCGCGACGACGCCAUCAAGGUGGCCGUGCUCUCCAUCACAGCCGCCAACAUGGGCAUCACGCUCUCCGCCGCCGACCUCGUCGUGUUUUCCGAGCUCUUCUGGAACCCUGGGGUGUUGAUCCAAGCGGAGGACCGCGUGCAUCGCAUCGGGCAGCUGUGCUGCGUGAACGUGCACUACUUGGUGGCACGCGGAACCUCCGACGACUACCUGUGGCCGAUGGUGCAGGAGAAGCUGCGGAUCUUGGGCGAGGCCGGGCUCUGUGGCGACAGCUUCAAGAACACGCAGUCCACAGCCUACUCUGUGAAGGACCCCAAGCAGCAGUCGAUCAUGGAGCUGCUGUGGCUGUGCGGGGACGAGCCCGACGACGCCGCCUUGGCUGCCGCCCUGGACGACCACGCCAAGGACGGGGGCUGCACGGCAACCGAUGCCAUGGCGACAGCCAGCACGUCAGAGAGCCCCAGCAAGAAAAGGAAAAUCGAAGACUGGUUUCAGAAAAAGUAACAAAGUAUUCAAAAGGUUGAAAGCCUAAGUUUUAAAUGCGUUUGUUUUGUACAGGUUGCUGUUUGUGUUUAUUUGUAUAUUUGCAGUGGUGUGUGUUGAAGCAUUAAAUGUUUAAAUUUUCUCCAUUCAUCAUGUUAAUGUAUAUAUUUUUGUAUUAUUUGUGAUUUUAGUCAAUUACUUCCUCCCAUCUGGCAGCAGCACGGCCACCUGCCCAGCUCGAGUGCGGUUUUCCGGGUUGGGCCGCGUGUUGAGCGUUUUGUCGCCAUUCACUUUAGCCGUGAAUCUCCAACUCCCACCUGCCAGUGGCUGCGAGUACUCGCGUGAAACAUAGUGUUGCCAUCAUUCAACCAGUACAGGGACCUGGCACUUGCACAUCGAGCCGUGACCAAGAUAAAAGCCUUUUCCACGGAGAGUUCAUGUGGAACUACCCCGGGCUGGCUGCAUUGCGACCGACUCCACAAGACCAGGUGUGACCCUCUAAUCCUGCCGCCACUGCCGGGUGUAAGAGGUACAUUUCCCAUUAACCCCUUCACAGCUGAUCCAGUCUCGUCUCGGCGACAAUGCCGUCCUGUGGCUUUUGUUUGCCGGUCACACACACACACGUUUGUCUGCUGCUGCCGAGUGACAUCUGUAAAAGACACUGCACGUAGUACGGACUACCGUCACAUGUCCCAAUCAUUGUUACCAAAAAAACGGACCCAUUUCACAGAAUUAAGCGGCUGGCUACAGUGACGUGAAGUUGAAAAAAGGCAUGGCUCUGAAAAUGUGUGAACCUCUACGGCCGUACUCUUAGUCAAGGCUGCUCUGGCUCGGCCUAGAAAGCGGCUCGGCUCAGGCUUAAGCCACUUGGCUACUUCCCAAGACGCAUGGAGGGCUCGGCCACGGCUCAAACUCUGCUCAUGGAAAUCCUCAGC